This is a messenger RNA of Trichoderma atroviride IMI 206040, 468 nucleotides long. RefSeq lists its product as uncharacterized. The record is from RefSeq and is a predicted model, not a curated record. Lineage: Eukaryota; Fungi; Ascomycota; Sordariomycetes; Hypocreales; Hypocreaceae.
AUGGAACCAAUUAGCACACCAGCUGAAGUGACACAGUCACACGCUGUCCCACAGCAAAGCCCGUCUUUACCACAAAGCAACGAACCUGCUGCUGACUUGGUUGAACAAGAAUCAACGGAUGAAAGCUACAUUGAAGGCCGAUUAGAUAUCGACGAGAAACGAAAAAGAUUCGACGAGACAUCCUGUUCGCUCGAAGAAAAGGAGCUGUCUGAUCUGUUCAAAAAGGGAUUGCUCGACGAUGGAAGCACCGGCCCGUUAAAGGGAGACUUUACGUUGCACGAUCUUCCCCAGCUCAUCGGCGACGAAGCGUGUAGCGUUCAGUGGAAAACUUCAAAGCCAAAGCCAAAGCAGAAGGCGUCGGGAAGCUCCCGCAAGAAUGGCCAGGAGACAAAGGGCUUGACUGAUGAUGAAUUGGCCAGCGUUUUGCAAGCUUGUCCAGACUUGGAGGGCUUCAUCACCAAGUCUUAG